Molecule: messenger RNA, 845 nt
Organism: Corylus avellana
Lineage: Eukaryota; Viridiplantae; Streptophyta; Magnoliopsida; Fagales; Betulaceae
Product: antimicrobial ginkbilobin-2-like protein
Source: RefSeq, a predicted model, not a curated record
AUGUUGGCCUCAAAACAUGUUGCUUUGAGCUUACUAUUUUUUUGCCUCUCCCUCCACUUGGCAAAUUGUGCUCUUCCCUUGCACCAUUUCUGCUUUAGCCAUGAAGACUACACUGCCAAUAGCCCUUAUGCUUCGAACAUGAAAGGGUUGCUCAAUCUUUUGUCCACAAAAGUUCCUCCAACCGGGUUUGGGCUCUGCUCAACGGGCGAAUCGCAAAACAAAAUAAGUGGUCUUGCCUUAUGCCGAGGUGAUGUCUCAAGCACAAACUGUAAGACCUGCGUUGUUGAUGCAGGCAAAGAGCUUCGCAGCCGCUGUGCUUACAGAAAAGGAGCAAUAAUAUGGUACGACAACUGCCUCCUAAAGUAUUCCAACAUAGAUUUCUUUGGAGAAAUUGAUAACAAAAACAAGUUCUACAUGUGUAACGUCCAAGAUGUUGACAAUCCCACAUCGUUUAAUCCAAAAGCUAAGGAUUUGUUAAGCAUAUUAUCCUACAAAGCUUCUGAUAUUCCAAAGGUGUAUGCUGCUGGGGAGCUAGAGCUUGGUUCAUCACUAAAACUAUAUGGCUUGGCUCAAUGCACUCGGGAUCUUUCUGGUGUUGAUUGUAUGAGGUGUCUUUAUGGUGUGAUUAGUGAACUUCCCAACUGUUGCAAUGGAAAACGCGGUGGUCGAGUUGUGGGUGGGAGUUGUAAUGUUAGAUAUGAACUUUACCCCUUUGUUGAUGGAGCCUAGGCUACCAUGAUUUUCUGAUAUUUGUGCAUCAAAAUGUGUGAUGUACUAUGCUAAAAAGUAAAUAAUUGUCCAAUGGGACUACUUCUAUACGUCAAAGAAAUAUGAUAAGUGCAUAU